This is a messenger RNA of Brassica napus (rape), 1140 nucleotides long. Its product is annotated as F-box/LRR-repeat/kelch-repeat protein At1g09650-like. NCBI's taxonomy places the organism in Eukaryota, Viridiplantae, Streptophyta, Magnoliopsida, Brassicales, Brassicaceae. The annotation marks the transcript as partial. The transcript has a single exon. The record is from RefSeq and is a predicted model, not a curated record.
UCAACUAUCGAAUCCAGGUUUUUCCAAGAAAGACAGUCGAAGCAUAGUCAGCAGUGUGGAGAUCCAGAUGUUCUCAUGGUGUCUUCAACCUCUCUAAGAACACUUGUGUUUGGUUCAUUACCAUCAUCGUCGGUUAAGAUGCCUUGGGGAAACGAAACGUACUUAGUUUGUCAGAGCAGCGUUGACGGCCUUGUUUGUCUGUACGAUUCUCACAAACCUGGUUUUGUAGUCAACCCCAUAACUGGAUGGUAUAGGCCUCUUCCUCUCUCGAGAUUACAAGAACGCAUGAUCUUAAAGGACGGUUACAUCGAGCUUGGACACUUAAACUUCAAGCCUGGGUUCGGUAAAGACGAGUUCACAGGGACACGCAAGCCUGUUUGGCUCUAUAACUCUAUAGAUAUAGGUCUUGAAAACGCUACUACUAUGUGCGAAGUUUUCGAUUUUAGCACCAACUCUUGGAGGUAUGUGACACCCUCUGCUCCUUGUCGGAUUCUUGGAGGCUUCCCCACUCCUGUGUUUGUAGAUGGGUCGCUUCAUUGGUUCACAGAGUGUGAAGAAACCGAGGUGUUAUCUUUCGAUCUUCACAGUGAAACUUUUAAAGUCAUCUCUAAAGCUCCCUUUGCAUCCACUGCAAGUCAUUGGCAGAUUCUUUUGUGCAACCUCAACAACCGCUUGUGCGAUUCCCAGUUGAAGCUGUCUGACCAAGUUAUAUGGUCGUUCAAUUCAUUGAACAAGACAUGGGACAAGCUCUGGUCCAUAUGUAUUGUUCCAACUUGGCGUUCCUUUGGUUUCCCAACAUGGUACGCUCUCUCGCCACUAGCAAUUUUUGUGGAGAAGAAGAAGAAGAAGUUGUUGUUCUAUGAUCCUGCUCACAAUCAUACGCUGGUGUUACACGACCCUGAAACCAAAUCAUAUGAUGCUGCUUUUUCUGAUAAAUCCAUUGGGUAUCCUGUUUGUUAUUUUCCAAGUUUAAUCUCUAUUUGACUAUUGUCAAUUGUUAAUAUCAAUCUUUGCUUGCAAGUUAUGGUUAUUGUGCUACUUGUUUCAUAGUAUUCAUUGGAUAUAAAAAACAUUUUUCAAAUCAUCUCUUGAUAGUCACUAUCACUAUGGAACAAGUACUGGGUGAACACUUUAGCUCAA